This is a messenger RNA of Mesorhabditis spiculigera, 3684 nucleotides long. The record is from the annotation of a GenBank genome assembly. NCBI's taxonomy places the organism in Eukaryota, Metazoa, Nematoda, Chromadorea, Rhabditida, Rhabditidae.
AUGCUAAUCUUCGAUUGCUUUCAGCCUCCACCGAUGCCAAAGCGGGGCGCCAAUGGCGGUGAAGGGACCUCAUAUGAUAGCGAGGGGUCGGACCCGAAUUCGCCGGGAGAGGAGGACGGGUCGACGUCAAGCAAGAAACGGCGAGUCGUCUUCGACCCCAUCCACUUGCCUGGGAUACAUGGCGUGAACGAUAUUAACGUCGUGGUGGAACGUGCGCAGCUCACCAAGCUGGCCGAACGCCUAAUGCUGAAAAACCGGUUACUGGUCGAUGAACAGCGAAAAAAUGAGACCCUCCAUCUGCGACAAGACCGUGACGACGCAAUAAUGUGCACGUUGAACCGCUGCUGGAAUCAAUUGGAUGACGAGCUCCGUUCGUUGAUCGCGAGGUACGGCGAGGAUGAGCCGAAGAAGGAGGAGAUGGAUAUCGAGGAAGUGGAUGUCAGUCGUUACUUCCUGUCUGAACUCGUGGAGAAGGAUGGUGAGGAAGCAGACGCGCUGUGCGAUCGGAGAGUCAAUGCCACGCUGAAUUUGGUGCAGACCGUGAUGCAAAAGUUCCAGUCGUUAGCCGAUCAGUAUCAUUCGUUCUCGAAAAACUUGACACAAGCCUUCGGAAGCGAAGAGGAAAGGCGAAAGACCGCAGCCGUUUCGCUUGUUGAUGCGAUUAAAGGAGCGGAGGAGCUCUCGCGCUUGACAUCCAUGAAUGCGAAGCUGACGCGGGAGAUUGAUACUGUCGAGCAAAAGUCCAGGGAAAACGCGUUGGCCAUGCGGAAACUGCUAGACGAGGCAAAUCUGAAGGACACUAAAAUCCAAGAACUGCUGCAACAGCUAGAGGACAAGCAGUUCGAGCUGACGAAGGCCUGGACGCGAGAAGCCAAACUGGAGUAUCGGCUUGCUGCUGUUGUCAAGGAGGGCAAGUCGGCGUCCGCUUCUACACCGCUCGCAGAAAGUGCCAAGACCCCUCGCUCUGGUGAAGGCUUGCGCGACAUGGACGACGCGAGUGCUGAGUUGAUCAUCCAACGUGAACUGGCGGCAAAUCGGCUAGAGGAGAUCAAGGAGCUGAGUGAACGGGUCAGCAAGCUGGCCUCCGAGAAUGAGCAGCUGCAAGCGGCGAGCCUGACCGAAGUCGUUAACACUAACCUCAUAAUGGAGUCCAAGGAAUAUCAGCAACUAAAGGCGCACUAUUCCGUCCUCUACAGCCUCUAUGAGAAAAAUCUGCACGAUCUCGAUAUCAGCAACGAGUUGCGGGUUCUUAUGGAAAAGAACCAGACGCAGGCCGUCGUCGAAUCGGACAAGGAGGACAAAAAUGUGAUCUUUCGGUUGCGCCAGCAGAUCACUGCCCAAGAAAGCGAGCUGUGUCGAUGGCAAAACGAUUACGAAAUGCUGCGCUUGGACUUGGAGCAAAAGCUGGCCGAGAGGGAUUCGCAAACGCCAAGCCAGCAUGAUCUCAAAGUGUUGACAAAGUCGCUGCAGCGUCAAGUCCACAACUACAAGCAGGAGUCCGCAAAGUACAAAAAGAAGUGGAAGGAAGCGGUGGCCAACGUGCAAGACACUAUUCGGCAAUUGGAAGCCGAGAAAAAGUUCCAGGACCAAUGCGUGAUAAUUCGGAUCAACCGUGAGGAGGAUGGGUCGUUGCCACUGGAGGCGAUGCCCAUUCCGGAUGGUGUGCCUGAGCUCCAGGAGUAUGCUGACCGCCUGAGGGACGAGAUCUCAAAAGUCCAAUCCGAGAUCAAAGAUCUGAAGAAGGGCGGGUUAUACGAGGACGUCGACAAACUCGUGCCCACCCCCGGGAAUACCGAUGCGCUUCGGGAAUAUGUCAAUCGGCUACAACAAACGCUGGUAAAGCUGCGUGGUCAAUUCCUGAUGGAGAACGAAGACCGUGACAUGUACGCAGUCGUCCAAGACGAGUUCAAGCUACGUCUGGAGAAUCGGCGGCUCGUCGAAACGGUCCGCGCCAUUGCUUCUAAGGACUGGGAGGAAAAGACGAAAGUCUAUGCCGAGGACUAUGAGCGGAAGUUGACGGAUCUGGAGGCCCAGAAUGAACGUUUGAGGGCGGACUAUGAGCACGUAAAGGCUGAUGAGCAGACCUUGAUGGCCGACAUGGAUAACACGGGCGCGGCUCUCGAGGAUCUGCAGGAGCAAAAUAUGAGGCUCAUCCAGCAGAUGAAAGAGAAGGAGGAGCAAAACCUAAAAAUGCUCACCGACCGGAUCAUGGCCACCCAAGUAGAGACGAAACUCAGGGCCGAGCAGGUCUUGCUGGUCGAAAAGGAGAAAGCCCUGAGCAAUAUGGUGACCGCGCAAGCUCAGGAAGUCCAGAACCUGAAAAGCGCCAGCGGUCUUUGCCCCGAGAUAUUGCAGGCCAAGGAUGAGCAGUAUGAGAAAGUCCACCGCCAAUUCUUGCUGCUCCAGGCCAAGCACAUGGAUGCCGUCCAAAAGCUGAACGACGAGAAAACGCGUGUGCAAACCCUCAGUCUGCAGAUCAAGACCAACAUGAACCAGCUGCAGGCCAAGACCGGGGCUUACGAAAAGACGGCCCAGUCGGCGCGCCGGAUGCAGGAGGAGCUGGACGUGCUGAAGAAGCGGCUGGAGCGGGCCAAAAAGUACGAGCAGCACGACGGGAACCCGGAGGGCGUCUUACUCGAGGAGAUCCGGGAGAUGAAGGAGCAGCUGACGUGCCCGUCGUGCAAGACGAAUCCGAAGGAUGCGCUGCUGACCAAGUGCUUCCACGUGUUCUGUAUGAAGUGCAUCAAGACCCGGUACGAGACUCGCCGUCGGAAGUGCCCCAAAUGCAAUGCCGAUGCGACGGUCUACGUCGGCGGCUUGGACGAGAAGGUGACUGAUUCGAUAUUGUGGGAGCUGUUCGUGCAAGCUGGCCCUGUUGUUGCCGUAAAUAUGCCAAAGGAUCGUGUAACGGGAAAUCAUCAGGGAUUUGGCUUCGUCGAGUUCAUGGGCGAAGAGGAUGCCGACUAUGCGAUCAAAAUCCUCAACAUGAUCAAGCUCUACGGAAAGCCGAUCAAGGUCAACAAGGCUUCAGCUCACGAAAAGAAUAUGGAUGUGGGCGCCAACAUUUUCGUCGGAAAUUUGGAUCCUGAGGUCGACGAGAAGCUUCUUUUCGACACGUUCAGCGCCUUCGGUGUCAUCCUCCAAGUUCCGAAAAUUAUGCGAGAUGGCGAGUCUGGGAACAGCAAGGGCUUUGCGUUCGUCAAUUUUGCUUCCUUCGAAGCUUCCGACGCUGCUCUCGAGGCGAUGAACGGCCAAUUCUUGUGCAAUCGCUCGAUUACCGUUUCCUAUGCUUUCAAGAAGGACGCAAAGGGAGAGCGACACGGAACCGCCGCAGAACGUAUGCUGGCCCAACAGAAGCCAAUGUUCGUGUCCGACAGGCCGAACCAGAACUUUGCCGACGCGCCUGGACCAAAGCCGGGGCCGCCGAUGAUGGCCUUCCCUCCACUUGUUCCGCCUCCCCCGCCGCCUGGCUGGGGCGCGAUGCCACCGCCUCCACCGCACACACCUGGUGUCGGCCCGACGCCGCCUCCCCCGCCGCCCUCAAGAGGUAUGCCAAUGGGAAUGCCACCGAUGCCCCCGAUGCCGCCAGGACCGCCAAGGAUGCCGCCACCGCCGCCCGGUGGAUUCGGCUACACAGCGAUGCCAAACACGAUGGGUUCGUUUUUACGCGCUAGGGUUGAGGCU